Messenger RNA from Fonsecaea nubica, 1311 nucleotides. RefSeq lists its product as hypothetical. Gene Ontology annotation, molecular function: NEDD8 activating enzyme activity. The record is from RefSeq and is a predicted model, not a curated record. Lineage: Eukaryota; Fungi; Ascomycota; Eurotiomycetes; Chaetothyriales; Herpotrichiellaceae. Bases 1 to 1311 code for a protein of 436 amino acids. Gene Ontology annotation, cellular component: cytoplasm; nucleus. The transcript has 2 exons. Gene Ontology annotation, biological process: protein neddylation.
AUGUCGAUACCCAUCUCAUCACUUCUCACAAAUGGCAUUCCCACAGUUCCGCGCGAUCGAUGGACCUAUCUUGACCGUCUUCUAUCAACCACCUCACCAUAUGCCGGAGAUGAAUUUGUACCUGGAGAAGAGACCAUCAAUACGCUGGAGUCGUCACGAGUCCUUGUGAUCGGCGCCGGCGGGCUCGGAUGUGAGAUUCUGAAGAACCUCGCAUUGUCCGGCUUCAAGGAUAUUCACGUUAUCGACAUGGACACCAUCGAUGUGUCCAAUUUGAAUCGUCAAUUCCUCUUCCGCCAGUCCGAUGUAGGAAAAUCUAAAGCUGAAGUCGCCGCGGCAUUCGUGGAGAAACGUGUUCCUGGUGUCAAGAUCACCCCCUACAACGGUAAGAUCCAGGACAAGGACGAAGAAUACUACAUGCAAUUCAAGCUAGUCAUUUGUGGACUCGACAGCAUCGAGGCCCGUCGCUGGAUAAACGCCACACUGGUCGACAUGGUCGACAUGGAAAACCCUGAAUCCCUUAAACCUCUGAUUGAUGGCGGCACUGAAGGGUUCAAAGGCCAAGCGCGAGUAAUCCUCCCGAGUCUCACAUCUUGCAUUGAGUGCCAGCUAUCCAUGCAUGCACCUCGUGCUGCUGUGCCCUUGUGCACGUUGGCCACCAUCCCGCGCCAACCUCAACAUUGUAUAGAGUGGGCGCACAUCAUAGCGUGGGAAGAACAACGCAAAGGCGAAACGCUCGACACCGACGAUCCGGAACACAUCUCCUGGUUAUACACCACCGCAUUGAAACGCGCGAAUGAGUUCAAUAUCUCAGGGGUAACGUACUCGAUGACCCAGGGUGUGGUCAAAAACAUCAUCCCGGCAAUCGCGUCCACAAAUGCGAUCAUCGCGGCGAGUUGUUGCAACGAGGCCUUGAAAAUUGCGACAGGGUGCGCGCCCUUUCUGGAAAAUUACAUGAUGUAUACGGGCGACUCCAACGAGGGUGGCCUUUACACAUACACCUUUGCGGCGGAGAAGAAGGAGGAUUGCCCAGUAUGCGGCAACCUGGCCCAAACGCUAAUCAUUGAUCCGGAGUGGACGCUGGAAGACUUCCUGGCAAGCCUGGCUGAGAGGGCUGAAGCCCAACUCAAGAAGCCGAGUAUAAGGACGGAGGCGAAGACGCUAUAUGUACAAGCUCCGAAGAGCUUGGAAGAGCAGACAAGACCCAACCUGGUGAAGAGAAUGAGGGAGUUGGUGAGUGACGGCGAGGAAGUAGGUGUCAGUGAUGCGGCAUUCAUGAUCAGUUUCAAAUUUCGGCUAGUGUACAAGAAGUGA